CCCGGCCUGGCGGCGGCGGUGGCGGUAGCUGCCGUGGCGGCCUCUGCGCAUGCUCCGUCGCCCGCCCGCCCUGGCUGCUCGCCGCCCGCCCGCCCGACGGAGACGCAGCCCCAGCUAUCUGACUUCAUGUGAAAAAUGGCUAAUGCAGAAGUGAGUGUCCCAGUGGGGGAUGUGGUUGUAGUACCCACUGAAGGAAAUGAAGGGGAGAACCCUGAAGACACUAAAACUCAAGUGAUCUUGCAGUUACAGCCUGUGCAACAAGGUUUGUUUAUCGAUGGACACUUUUACAACAGGAUAUAUGAAGCCGGGUCGGAGAACAACACAGCAGUUGUAGCAGUAGAAACGCACACGAUACACAAAAUUGAAGAAGGGAUUGAUGCAGGCACUAUAGAAGCAAAUGAGGAUAUGGAAAUUGCUUACCCCAUAACUUGUGGGGAGAGCAAAGCCAUCCUCCUCUGGAAGAAGUUUGUGUGUCCGGGAAUAAACGUGAAGUGUGUCAAGUUCAAUGAUCAGUUGAUCAGUCCCAAGCAUUUUGUUCAUCUGGCUGGCAAGUCCACUCUGAAGGACUGGAAGAGAGCUAUUCGUCUGGGUGGGAUCAUGCUCAGGAAAAUGAUGGACUCCGGACAGAUUGAUUUUUACCAACAUGACAAAGUUUGCUCCAAUACCUGCAGAAGCACCAAAUUUGAUCUUCUGAUCAGCAGUGCAAGAGCUCCAGUGCCAGGACAGCAGACAAGUGUGGUGCAGACACCCACUUCGGCUGAUGGUAGCAUCACACAGAUUGCCAUCUCAGAAGAGAGCAUGGAAGAGGCAGGGCUGGAAUGGAACUCAGCUCUCACUGCUGCUGUCACCAUGGCCACGGAGGAGGGUGUAAAGAAAGACUCAGAGGAAAUUUCAGAGGACACUUUGAUGUUCUGGAAAGGAAUAGCUGAUGUAGGGCUGAUGGAAGAGGUUGUCUGCAAUAUACAGAAGGAAAUAGAGGAGCUACUCAGGGGAGUUCAGCAGCGGCUCAUCCAGGCUCCUUUUCAGAUCACAGAUGCUGCUGUUCUCAACAAUGUAGCACACACAUUUGGUCUAAUGGACACAGUCAAGAAGGUUUUAGACAACAGAAAGAACCAAGUAGAGCAGGGAGAAGAACAGUUUCUCUAUACUCUGACAGACUUGGAACGCCAGUUGGAGGAGCAGAAGAAGCAAGCCCAGGAUCACAGGCUGAAAUCUCAGACAGUUCAAAAUGUGGUACUGAUGCCUGUGAGCACUCCUAAGCCUCCAAAAAGGCCCCGGCUCCAGCGGCCAGCCUCCACCACUGUCUUGAGCCCUUCUCCUCCUGUCCAGCAGCCUCAAUUCACAGUCAUCUCACCCAUCACUAUCACCCCAGUGGGUCAGUCAUUUUCCAUGGGCAAUAUUCCAGUGGCCACCCUCAGCCAGGGCUCCAGUCCUGUGACUGUCCACACAUUGCCUUCUGGCCCUCAGCUCUUCCGCUAUGCCACAGUGGUCUCCUCUGCCAAGAGCAGCUCACCAGACACAGUGACCAUCCACCCUUCAUCUAGCUUGGCGCUGCUGAGCUCUACUGCCAUGCAGGAUGGGAGUACACUGGGCAACAUGACCACCAUGGUGAGCCCUGUGGAAUUGGUGGCCAUGGAGUCUGGCCUAACCUCGGCAAUUCAGGCUGUUGAAAGCACCUCAGAGGAUGGGCAGACCAUCAUUGAGAUUGACCCAGCCCCAGACCCAGAGGCUGAAGAUACUGAGGGCAAAGCAGUCAUCUUGGAGACAGAGCUGAGGACUGAAGAGAAAGUUGUGGCUGAGAUGGAAGAACACCAGCAUCAAGUUCACAAUGUGGAGAUUGUGGUCUUAGAGGAUUAACUGGGGAUCUCAGGGUCAGGAGUUAUGUUUCGAUUUGGAAUUUUAAUUAUUUGUUUAUUUUUAUCAUUGUCCCACUCAUUUCCACAUAGGACCCUUUUUUAAAAAAAAAAAAACAAAAUCUUAUUGUUAUAACUGAAAAUGUUGGGUUCCUCCCACUCCCUCAUUGAAAACUGGACAAAACAAGCUGCCCUUUCAGAAGUUGAGAGUAGGUAAUUCAAUGUCCUAAUCAUCUUACACCAAGAAAGUAAUUUCUUUUAGGGAAAGUGUCAAGAUAUCAAGUAACCCUGUCCAGAAAGCCAUUUCCAGGCUCAUCUGUCUGUGUAGGCAUGUGGUUUUAUUCUUGUAAAGAUACAUUGACCAAACUCUGGAACACAGAUCUGACACUGGAAGGCAACCCAUUCGCAUGUGGAUGCAGAAGGGCACUUUAUUUUGUAUCCUGAAAAGGGCCUACAGUGGCCAGUACAAAACUCUGAAACAAAAGGAAGUUGACUCUACUUUGAGGGGAAGGUGGCAUGCCAGCACUAGCUUAAAAAGGGAAGUAUUGGCUGGGCGUGGUAGCUCACAUCUAUAAUCCCAGCACUUUGGGAGGCCAAGGAGGGUGGAUCACAAGGUCAGGAGUUUGAGACCAGCCCGGCCAACAUGGUGAAACCCCGUCUCUGCUAAAAACACAAAAAUAAUUAGCCGGGUGUGGUGGCGGGCACCUGUAAUCCCAGCUACGCGGGAGGCUGAGACAGGAGAAUUGCUUGAACCUGGGAAGGCAGAGGUUGCAGUGAGCUGAGAUCACACCACUGCACUCCACCCUGGGCGACAAGAGUGAAACUCCGUCUCAAAAAAUAAAUAAAUGAAAGGGAAGUGCUUCAGCAAAUAUGGGGCAGGGAAAUCAUCUUACUUCCAGAGGUACAACUGAUGCCUCUGGAGAUCUCCAAGAGUUAGUACCAUGAGUGCCAUUUUGAGAAGAGGCUGGUAAUAAGUGGGAGGUGCAUCUUCAAAGAGCAAGUGGCAGCAGUGGCCUGUGGCUUUGCAGAAAUGGAAAGCCAAGGCUGGUUGUGGUGGCUCAUGCCUGUAAUCCCAACACUUUGGGAGUCCAAGGCAGGCAAAUCACCUGAGGUCAGGAGUUGGAGACCAACCUGGUCAACAUGGUGAAACCCUGUUUCUACUGAAAAUUAGAAGAAAAAAAAAUUAGCUGGGCAUGGCAGGGGGCACCUGUAAUCCCAGCUACUUGGGAGGCUGAGGCAGGAGAAUUGCUUGAACCCGGGAGGUGGAGGUUGCAGUGAGCCAAGAUUGCACCAUUGCACUCCAGCCUGGGCAACAAAAGCAAGACUCUGACUCAAAAAAAAAGAAAGCCAUGGAUGCUGUAGUUGUGCUUUGGGGUUCAAGGUAAUAGCUUACCUUGUUCUACACUUUGUCAAAGCACUUACCCUCCUAAACUAGGAUCAGUUCAUUCAUCUGAAACUGCAAUGUGAUAUAAAUUGCUCUGGUUCUUGGACUGUGGCUGUCAUAGGGAUGGGGUUCCAAGGCCAUCAUUUUCAUUGCAUGACUCUAGGAACAGGGAGUUCCUCAAUCACUCCAGCUGCCAUUUUUGGUGGGGCCAUUUUUUGGCUUUGGAACCAAAAGCAGCCACUCAUUUGAUGCUUCCUCUUGUUCCGCCCUCCAUCCCUCAACUCUUAAUGGCACCUGUCUCCUGGAACCUACGCUCUUCAGCUUUUUGGCUGAUUUGGAGAGCCGUGACAGGUGCCUGCUUGCCUUCAUCCCCUUUUAGAUUCAUUUAUACCACAGAUGUUUCUGUGAGAUAUUGAGAUCAUAAAAAGCUUUAGGCUUGGCAGAGAGGACUCAACACCCCCAGGCUUUCCUGAGGCACCAACUACAUGUCUCCUGAGUGAGCUGGAUGCCCUGGGAAAGAAGCUUUGUCUGCAACAUUAUAUUAUAGGAAAUGUAGCAGGAAUGUCAAUAGUAAUGUUGGGGGGAGGUAUUUUUUGUUUUGUUUUGUUUUUAAUGUUGUUUGUAUAUUUAGAGCUGGGCCAUUUUCUGUGCUGUGAUUCCUUCUCUUUGACCCUCUUCAGUAUUUGGGGCAAGAGUGGACCCUGGUUUUUAUUUUUUUGAUUGCAUUGUUUACUGCACUAGGAAAAAUAUAGGAAUAUAGGGAAACUACAGACAAAUUUAAGGAGAAAUAGGUCAAAAAAGAAAGCACACACCUCAGGAGUGGGAGGAAUUUUUUUUUAAAAAACAAAACUUUGACCUGUA
Molecule: messenger RNA, 4098 nt
Organism: Sapajus apella (tufted capuchin)
Lineage: Eukaryota; Metazoa; Chordata; Mammalia; Primates; Cebidae
Gene: GMEB1
Product: glucocorticoid modulatory element binding protein 1
Exons: 10
Coding region: 136-1857 (573 amino acids)
Biological process (GO): positive regulation of transcription by RNA polymerase II
Cellular component (GO): nucleus
Molecular function (GO): DNA-binding transcription activator activity, RNA polymerase II-specific; RNA polymerase II cis-regulatory region sequence-specific DNA binding
Source: RefSeq, a predicted model, not a curated record